AUGGCCUCGCUCAAGACGCUGCUGCCGUCGGCGCUUGUCUUGCUAUCGAGCCUGACGCCGGUUCUCGCUGCCGACCAGUUUGCUAUUUUGCCCACCGCUGCGUCGGCGACCUUUCCGGCCUGUGGUCUCACCUGUCCAGUGCUCACCCAGGUCCAAACUGGCUGUGUUCCGCCUCAGGCCCCCGUGACCAACGAUCAAACAUAUAUCAAUUGCUUUUGCGAGUCGACGACUCUGCAGGGCUUGCAAACAACUGGCACCGUCUGCUACACCUGCACAGAUGCUACCAGCCAGAACCUGCUAGUCCAGUGGUUCACUGGAUACUGCAGCGGGGGGUACACUUCGACUUUGACUUCGACAGCGACCUCGACUACUUCUGCGCCUACUUCUGCGCCUACUUCUGCUGGUACUACGACCGGCUCGGCCACCACUACUGCCACUAAUUUGCCAACCGACACGUCGGAAAGCUCGACUCUCUCGGCGAAUGGACAGUCUGGAAAGAGCUGGAUCUCCACCCACUGGAAAUGGAUUGUCAUGAUAGUUGUGCUCAUAAUCGGUUUCAUUGCCCUCGCUUUUGGCGGCAUGUGGUUGAAGAAACGCCUCGACGAGAGACACCCCGGCCUCUACCACGGCGACGACAGCGCCCCCAACGGCAGCAACAACAACAGCACUCGACUCCGCUCGCCCACCGCUGGCUUCGCUAUCCCCGCUAGCCUGCGCAACUUUUCCUCGCGCAACAGCAUGAACAACACGGCUGCAACGGGGACACCCAAUAACGACAGCAGGUCCAGGAACAUCAACUAUCACAGCGUGCCAAACAAUGUGCAGCCGCCUGUUGCCCCCUAUGCCCAGAACCAUGGGAGCAAUCGGAGCAACCCCAACAUGUCCAUGACCAGCCUGUCCAACGACAACCGCGCCGAGAUGUGGGGACCACACCAGGCCACCGCACACACUCGCAACUAUGGCGAAAUCAACCCUGUAGACGACCCAGCGUAUGCGGCCAGUGGAUCGAGGACGGAUCUAUCGAGUGUGGGCACCAGAGGUACACCGCGACAUUCCCGUCGUCUGAGCGUGAACUCGGCGGCAAACUUGCAUCGCGGCAACGAGCCCGUCAGUCCUGUCAGUCCGAUACAGUGA
Messenger RNA from Talaromyces rugulosus, 1134 nucleotides. RefSeq lists its product as uncharacterized. Bases 1 to 1134 code for a protein of 377 amino acids. The record is from RefSeq and is a predicted model, not a curated record. The transcript is spliced from 2 exons. Lineage: Eukaryota; Fungi; Ascomycota; Eurotiomycetes; Eurotiales; Trichocomaceae.